AUGUCUGAAGCGAUCGAAAUCAGGACCAUCAUCAACAACAGAAAUAUAAAUACGGUUUCUGAUACCCCUGUAACUGAUCCUGCCUCUGGAGUCAAGGGAUUGGAUGGAAGUAAUGCCUUUAUCUGCCAAAGAUCAAAGUUGGAUACCAAAACAAGUGCAUUAAAAAAAUCUAGUCGGUAUAGAAGUCGUUCGCUUUCUGCUUCAUCAACAGAUUCUUACAGUUCUGCAUCUUGUACAGGUAGCAGCUCAGAAGAUGAUGACGUCUCACCGCGUGAAAAGGUCCAAAAAAACUCAGCUGGCAAUGCAGAUUUUUGUGUUAGGAACAUCAACCAGCAUGCUUUUGGCCGACGUGAGAUAGAAAUCGCCGAACAAGAGAUGCCUGGUAUUAUGGCCUUGCGGAAGAGGGCAGCUGACGACAAGCCACUGAAAAAUGCAAAGAUCGUCGGAUGCACUCAUAUAAACGCACAGACUGCCGUUUUGAUUGAAACACUAACUGCACUGGGUGCUAGCGUGAGAUGGGCAGCAUGCAACAUUUACUCUACUCAGAAUGAAGUUGCUGCUGCAUUGGCAGAGGCAGGCUAUUCUGUUUUUGCAUGGCGUGGAGAGACAGAAGAGGAUUUUUGGUGGUGCAUUGACAAAUGUGUCAAUUCUGAGAACUGGCAAUCCAAUAUGAUAUUAGAUGAUGGAGGGGAUGCUACACAUCUCAUGCUGAAAAAGUACCCUGCCAUGUUCAAACUGAUCAAGGGAAUAGUUGAAGAGAGUGUGACAGGUGUCCAUCGUUUAUAUCAGCUGUCAAAAGGUGGCAAACUAACCGUCCCAGCCAUGAAUGUCAAUGAUUCUGUCACCAAGACUAAAUAUGACAAUUUGUAUAGCUGCCGAGAAUCAAUUAUCGAUAGUUUGAAACGUUCAACUGAUGUUAUGUUUGGAGGAAAACAAGUUAUCAUAUGUGGCUAUGGUGAAGUAGGGAAAGGUUGUUCACAAGCACUCAAAGGCUUUGGUUGUGUAGUCUACGUUACUGAGAUUGACCCCAUAUGUGCUCUUCAAGCCAGUAUGGACGGAUUCCGUGUUGUGAAACUGAACGAAGUAAUUCGGACUAUAGACAUUGUUAUAACUGCUACAGGCAACAAAAAUGUGGUAACUAGGGAACACAUGGACAAAAUGAAAAAUGGCUGCAUUGUUUGUAAUAUGGGACAUUCCAACACUGAAAUUGACAUUAAUAGUUUAAGGACUCCUGACCUGACUUGGGAAAGAGUGAGGUCUCAGGUUGACCACGUGAUCUGGCCUGACGGCAAGAGAAUCAUCCUUUUGGCUGAAGGUCGCCUUGUGAACCUGAGUUGUUCUAGCUUGCCUUCAUUCGUCGUUUCAAUCACUUCUUGUACUCAAGCUUUAGCUUUAAUAGAGUUAUUCAAUGCUCCACAAGGGAGGUACAAGUCUGAUGUUUAUCUUCUACCCAAAAAAAUGGAUGAAUAUGUGGCAAGUCUACAUCUCCCUACAUUUGAUGCACAUUUGACAGAACUUUCUGAUGAACAAGCUAAAUAUAUGGGAUUGAACAAAGCAGGUCCAUUCAAGCCUAAUUACUAUAGG
Molecule: messenger RNA, 1584 nt
Organism: Phaedon cochleariae (mustard beetle)
Lineage: Eukaryota; Metazoa; Arthropoda; Insecta; Coleoptera; Chrysomelidae
Source: the annotation of a GenBank genome assembly